AUGUGUCAUUUCGCCGCAGUUGAAACAAUUCAGGAGAUCACUAACUUGAGACACGACAAUCCUGAAAUCUUUCACACUGGUCUUAGCUGGUACGCGACGUACUUUCUCUUCCAGGCAACUGUUGUUCUCAGCAUCCACCAUCUUCGUCCAUCUCAGCCCAUUGAUGCCAGUUUGGUCGAAGCCAGCGAGGAGCUAUGGAUUUCAUCCAUCUCGAGAGCUCGGGAGUGUCUAGAAUUUCUGAGCAGUCGCAAUAAAUCUGCAAAUCGGUGCCUAGCGGUACUAGAUCGAAUAAGGGAUCGAUCCCGAUACUCGCAAGCAAUCUCAACAGCUCAGUCUGACCGCGAGACUGGCUCCCUGCAAUUUGAAGUCCACUCUGUGGGCCCAGAGAUGCAUUCUGCGCCUUUGGCUAUUGAUCCUACACUGCAGAUGUUCUUCAAUAACUCGGCAUGGGACAAUGAUAUGUUUGAAGGACUUAGUGGAUUUCCUGGCACUGGCGAGGUUGAGCCAUUUGAUUAUCUUCCGAUCAACAAUGAUCCAGGAUGGCCAAGGUCUUAG
Molecule: messenger RNA, 555 nt
Organism: Penicillium expansum
Lineage: Eukaryota; Fungi; Ascomycota; Eurotiomycetes; Eurotiales; Aspergillaceae
Product: putative C6 transcription factor
Exons: 1
Coding region: 1-555 (184 amino acids)
Biological process (GO): positive regulation of transcription from RNA polymerase II promoter by galactose
Cellular component (GO): nucleus
Molecular function (GO): DNA-binding transcription factor activity, RNA polymerase II-specific; RNA polymerase II cis-regulatory region sequence-specific DNA binding
Source: RefSeq, a predicted model, not a curated record